Manis pentadactyla (Chinese pangolin) is the source of this 6811-nucleotide messenger RNA. It is a transcript of the gene POFUT3, whose product is annotated as fucosyltransferase 10. Gene Ontology annotation, molecular function: alpha-(1->3)-fucosyltransferase activity. The record is from RefSeq and is a predicted model, not a curated record. NCBI's taxonomy places the organism in Eukaryota, Metazoa, Chordata, Mammalia, Pholidota, Manidae. Gene Ontology annotation, cellular component: Golgi membrane. The coding region runs from base 139 to 1587 and encodes 482 amino acids. The transcript is spliced from 4 exons.
AGGUCCCAGCAGGAAUGGCAGUGGAAGAAAUUAGCACCCAGAUGGUUCCUCUGCAUGAAGUUGUCUUGGGCUGUGGGCCGACUCAGGAACACCUGGUAACCAGGUCAGCCCUCUGUCAGUCACCCAGGCCAGGGCAGCAUGGUGUGCAUCCAGAGGAGGCGGCUUUUGGCAUCUUGCCUGUGCCUCACAGCUGCUGUCUUUCUGCUUAUCACACUCCAGGUAGUGGUUGAGCUGGGAAAAUUUGAAAGGAAGAAGUUUAAAAAUUCCAUUUUGCAAGAUGGACAUGCAAAAAUGGAGGAAGAGUCUACACAUCUCUAUCCAUUCCCUAAGAAAGAAGCAUUGACCCUGAAUAGGGGAACGAAAUUGGGAAGAGAUAGCUACCCCAUUAUGCUCUGGUGGUCCCCACUGACUGGGGAAACUGGAAGGCUCCGCCAGUGCGGGCCAGUUGCUUGUUUCUUCACCAUGAACCGGACCUACCUGCAUGAGCCCAUGACCAGGGCCCUCCUCUUCUAUGGUACUGACUUUAACAUAGAUAGCUUACCUCUGCCUCGGAAAGCCCAUCACGACUGGGCCCUUUUCCAUGAAGAGUCUCCGAAAAACAAUUAUAAGCUCUUUCACAAGCCAGUAAUCACCUUGUUCAACUACACUGCCACGUUCAGCCGGCAUUCUCACUUGCCACUAACUACCCAAUACUUGGAGGGCGCAGAAGUCCUGAAGUCACUUCAAUACCUAGUCCCUUUGCAGUCCAAAAACAACCUUCGAAAAAGACUUGCUCCCCUGGUGUAUGUACAGUCAGACUGUGACCCACCGUCAGAUAGGGACAGCUAUGUUCGAGAGCUGAUGACUCACAUCGAUGUCGAUUCCUAUGGUGAGUGUUUACGAAACAAAGAUCUCCCUCAGAAGCUGAAAAAUCCAGCCUCCAUGGAUGCCGAUGGCUUUUAUAGGAUCAUUGCACAGUAUAAGUUCAUCCUUGCUUUUGAGAAUGCAGUUUGUGAAGACUACAUCACUGAGAAGUUCUGGAGACCUCUCAGGCUAGGGGUCGUCCCUGUGUACUAUGGCUCCCCCAGCAUCACAGACUGGCUUCCAAGUAAUAGAAGUGCUAUUCUUGUAUCGGAAUUUUCUCACCCUAGAGAACUGGCACGUUACAUCAGACACCUGGAUCACGAUGACAGACAGUACAAGGCCUACAUAGAAUGGAAGCUGAAGGGUGAGAUCUCUAAUCAGCGACUUCUCACAGCUCUCAGGGAGCGGAAAUGGGGAGUGCAGGACGUCACCCAGGACAACUACAUCGAUGCCUUUGAGUGUAUGGUGUGCAACAAGGUGUGGGAUAAUAGUAGACGCCAGGAAAAGGGUUUACCACCCAAAAGCUGGAAGGCAGAAGCUUCCCACCUGAGUUGCCCGGAGCCUACAGCGUUUGCUUUCUCCCCUGUGGCUCCACGCAGGAGCUCUUUGCGAACCAUGUGGAUACCAAGCUUUGAACAAUCCAGGAAAGAAGCCCAGGCACUAAGGUGGCUGGUCGAUAGGAAUCAAAAUUUUUCAGCUCAAGAGUUUUGGGCCUUGGUAUUCAAGGACAAUUUCAAAGAGUGACAGGAUGUUGGAGACUAGAGCCAUCCCAAGGUUUAUUUUCUAGGUUGCCUUAAGGUAUGAAUAUAAUAGCUACUUUGUUGACUAUCCUGUAGGGUAAGAAUUCAUUGCUGCAGUACUCAUAAUGAGCCCUAUCAAAUAAUAGAUGUGAAUUACCCUUAGGGGUUUCCUGUACAUUUUUUAUACUAAAAUUUUAAGUAUUUCUUAGGGACACUGGUCACCUUCCGUUUACAUGUCUGGACCCACAUUCCUGCCGCCUUUUGAGGAAGUUCACCUAAUGUAGAGUGAGUGCCUUCCUCCCUGCAAGGGAGGCAGGUGUGCAGCUGUGGAUUCUUGAUACGCACCUCACUGUCAGCAGCUUAUUGGUAUUUGGCAGGCCCAGUGGGCUGAUGCUGAGCGUGAACACGAAACAUGUUAGAACUUGGCAACGAGAGAUUUCAAGGAAAUCUGUGGGUUUCCAGGGAUUAAGUGAGUAAUAAAAGCUGUGUAUAGUUUAUCCGCUAUUUAUUCCUCAAGUCAGAAGGUCAUGUGCUUGUUUGUUUCUGCCUUCUCCAUGCUCCCAGCUACCUCUCUAACUUCCUUUUUAUCAUCUUGCUUCGUGUCCUCCUCCAAAGCAGAGUGUCUUACGAUGUGCCUCCUGUCUGUGUGUUUUGAUCAGUGAGAUGUUCCCAGUUGUCCUUAUACUGCUGAGCAGAAUGAUAAUCAUGUAAUUCGGCUGGACAGCUCAUGCAUUUUGAUCAGUGUGAGAGUGGGUGAAUGCCCCCAGGCUCUCGAAUGUUGUUGAAGGUGAUUUGUCUCUUCUUAGGGUGAGGCACAGCCUGCUGUGGUGGGCAGCCCCCCAGGUUUGUGAGUGUUCCCUGUCAUUUCUGAUCCCGUCACAGAGAAGGUGCAGCUGCUUACCGGAGCAUCUGCUGGAACUUCAUGAAAUGCAAGGAGGACACAUUGGCUCACGUUAUCUUUCCGUGCGAGGGUCAGGAGGCUUCUGGAUGACACCAAAACCUGUUGCCCCUGCUGUGUCAUGGCUGUGGUAUUCUUUAUUGUGGAAAGAUGUGACCUCCAGAGGACAGGAGAGUCCCUGAUACUCAUGUCCCUGACGUGGUGUAAGGGGGAAACCUCGGAGAGCUUUUUUUUUUUUAUAAUCAAACCACAUCAUUUUACUGUGCAGUUUCCUUCGACCAGAAAAUUUACUAAAAAUAAAAAUAUAAAGUCUCUAGAAAGUACUUAGAACAGAUAUGUAAUCUCCUUCCUCCCCAAACUGGGCCAACCUUUGUUCUUUGAGUGUUGUUGGAUUACAUGCAGGUUUGUCUCCCUGUUAGCCACACACAUAACACAGAUACAUACAGUCCCCUUUUGUCAUAGGCCAGUGCCUUGAUGUGACUGCUGUGAGCAAUCUCUCUCCCUUCCACAGCUCUGUCUGGCUUGUGCCAGAGAAAUGGGGACUGAAACCAGUACCUAUCUUUUAGCAGCCUGAAGGGUCACAUUGCUGGGUGGGAGAAGGUGUCUAUGCCUGCCUUCUUCUCAAUCCCAGCUCUGCAGUUAACUAAAUAAUGAUUUUUGUCCAUGUCCCUUAACCUCUCUGGGCCUUACUUUUUGUUCCUGAAAAGAUGUGAUGAGCUGGUCUCUGAAAUUCUUUUCUGUGUAACAUUGUUGAGUUGUUUAUCAAAAUUUAAGAAGUUUAACUUUUUAGGUGUUUUUAUUAAGACAGUAACAAACCAUUUCAAAGCCACUGUGUUUUUCAGGGGAGGCACACUCUUCUCUGGAGGAAAAUGCCUACUUACUGGGUAGUUAAUGAGGAUAGAAAGCAGCAACCUCUCUGCACCUUAUCCGAUACUGUCAAAAGAGAGAGGAUGGAAAAGGAUGGUUUGUUGAGACCAGAUUUUAAAUUGUAUGUUCAAUGACAUUUGUAGCUAUUGUACUCAUAAAAGAAAGCCCAAGAUAUGAUUUGUGCCUCUGUGGAGAGAUAUUGUCAGAUAGCUUCAGUUCUCUUCCAUAAAUGCCUUAAAUAAGUACCCAGUACUUAUCUGCUGCAUGUAUGUCUUAAAACUCAACAUUUCAUGUAGUUUUGUCCUAUCUGGGUCCUUCAUCUAGAGUCCAUAGAUAAAAUUCUCCCUAAGCGUUUCUCAAGUAUGUAACCUUGAACAAAUUUAGUGAAGUAGAUCAUUGAUCAUGUAAUGUGGUAUAAAAAUUUUAUGGGGGCAGAGGGUAGAGGGAGGGAAUUUUCAUGUGCUUAAAAAUGAGGUAUAUUUCAAAGAGGAUAAAUCAGGGUUUCCUUGGGACUCUUUAGGUACCCAAGACUUAAGACUUUUUUUUUUGCUUAACAUAUGUGUCUUCUGCAAUAGAAUUUUCAUCAGUAAGAUGAUUUCCUCUUAUCUGUGAUGAUUGCUGUCUUGGAGUGAGGGGGUGUCCCUGCUCUAUGUAGCAUGAUUCUUCUCUGCAAAGUGGGGAGUAUGCUUUUUGAGUUCUGUAUACCAUCCCUCAGCAUUUAUCUGUGUUGAUCACAGAUUGUAUCUGUGUUGAUCCCAUCAUACCACACCUUUCUCUUUACCUCACUGUCUCCACUUUUGAAAUAUCAUUAAGAAAGUGUCCUACCUCACAGGGCUGUUGUGAGGAAUGACCCGUGGUUGUGAAGGGACUUUGUACAAGGCAGCAUUCUGUGAGUGCUUCGGCAUGUCUUACUUAGAUUGUUUGCAAAGACUCAUUUUCAACGUGGUGUGGCAAGUGGGUAGAGACCUUUGCAGAAAUGCUGAAGAAAAUGAAUACUAAUACUAGUCAAUAGUUUUCACUUUUUUACCUGGAAAUGGAGGCAACUUUGACCUUUGAUCUUGUAGCAAAUAUAGUAUUUUAGAACCUGAACACUGGCAUCUUUGUUGCUGUUAAGGACUAGGUUCUAGUAACUAGAAUAUCAGUUGAGGUUCUUAUCAUUACUAUAACAGAUUGAAUGCAUACAGCAGAAAUUAAAGACAUAAGUGAAAAAUGAGCAUGAUUCCUUUGGAGUCACACAAUGUACAUUAUAUGUAGGAGAACAAGCUUUGUGUCUAUGAGAUGCUGUGUGGACCUAAGCCCAGUACAGACCUGAGCUUGAAAUGCCCAUGAUUUUUUAAAUCAUGCAUCUAAAGAUCAGUAGCACAUAAUUCCUGCUGAAUGUUACAAUUCAUUAGGGGAAUGCACUGUAGAGUUGAUUUCUAGUGAAUGAUAAUAAUUAUCUAAAGCAACAUGAUACAGUUCUACAGAAGUGACGUGUCUUUCUUAGAAUCUUCAAAGUACACAGUAUAGAAGUUCACAGGCCAAGAAUAAUAAUGGUGGUUAGUUUAUGUUUCUAGUAACUUUGCAAUCCUGACUAUUUUAUAAAGAACUUCCUUACCCUUCUUUAGGAAAUUUCUUUCCUUUGUAUUUUUGUUGUCAUUAGUAGUACUAUCUUUACUGCAUAAUUCUAAUAUCAACAUAUAUCUUUAUUUUUUUCUGAUUACAGAAACAAAAUAUGCUUGCAAAAUUCAGAGCACAUACAGAAUUACAACUUUGUGAUUUCUAGAGCAAGAAAGACCUGGUUUUAGCCCCUGCUCCAGAUACCAUCGUUCUUACCUUGAUUGAGUUAUUUGGCCUUUUGAAGCUUCAGUUUGCCCAUCUGUGAAAGUAUAUUAUAAUUUCCACCCUCCCUGGACAUUAUUGUGAAGAUUAAAUAAGCUACUAUUCAUACUUAAUAAAUGCUAGCUUAGUUGUUACAGCUAUCUGUGGCCAUUCCCCUUUUGUUUGUGAAACCUUGAUUGAGAUUUGUCCAGGAAAAAGGAAUGACUAAUGACAGUAGCAGGGACAGUACCCUUUUGUUCUUCAUUUAGCUGUUUGAUAUGUAUUUACUGUUAUGAGGUAGGCAGUGUGCUAGGUGCUAGCAGAUAGGAAUUGGAUGUAGGGGAGAGAUGUGAAGGGUUCUGGGUUGGGCUUUGUGAUAUGAUGAUGAUAUUAACACCGGGGACUGAGGAGUGCUCAAACUGUGCUCUGCAUGUCUCUCCCCACCAUGGUGUUUCUGAUGGAGUUUUGCACAAAGCUCCCAACAGCAUAGUGGGAAUCAAACAACCUGUUUACAGUAGCUUUGCAAACCCAAAUAAACCCAGAACAGUGUUCUCUGAUAAAAGCUGGAUUUGAACACAUGGUUUAAACUUAAAGCCUAAGUAGGAUCGUUUACUGCCUUUCUAUUUCUCCAUUCUCAAUCUUGGGACCAGCUUGUCCAAUGGGCCUAUACCAAGAAAGAGGAGAGGAAGAUGGCCAGGUCAGUAGGUUCUGAACCUACUUACUUAUUAACUGAAAAUCAGAAAAGAAGAAAAGAGGAGGCACCUGACCAGGUCUUCUGCUAGGGGACAGCCCUGGAUUGCUCUGCGUAUGCAUGGAUGCAAAGAUACAGGGUGCAAGGUGUGGGGCCUCACUUUUAAGUUACAGCAAUUUCUCUAGCUGAUAAAACGUGGCCUGUCAGUAUCCUGGGCCUAACCCAUUAAGUUAGCACCCCCACUGGUGCUGAGGAUUAUUAAGGAGCUGGACAAGAGGCCGAGAUGGGGGGCAGGAGGGACGCUCCAUGGUUUUUGUCUUCUCAACCUCACUGGCCUCCCAGCCAAGCCUGUGGGCACUCAGAGGUGUGGCUGUACCCCUAAGGGUGUGGCCAGCCAUGACCACAGAGACCUCCUGUCCUCUUCUUGGGCUUCUCCCUGAGUGCUACCCUUGCUCCUUCGUCCACCUGGGACCAGUGAUGUGGGCGGUUCAGCUCUUAUCCCUGAAGCUUCUGAAACGAGUCAGAACUGGACAUUGAUUAAUGCGUCCAGGGCGUUUUGAGCAUUAAGCCAAAAGUACAUUCUCUAUUUUAUUUCCCACGCAAACCCUGACCACAUCAUCCAGCCUCGUUCACCAGAGGAGGUCAUACAACCAGCCCAUAGGCCAUUAUGAAUAUUUGUGAUUUUACUGUCAUGAACUCCUCAAUUUUUAAAAAACUGAUUUGAGUCGGUAAUUAGAGAAACUUAGAGGUCGUCAGUGUAGUAGGGGGUGGUGUUAAUGGUUUGGAGGCAGGGGCAUUGUCCCAGGAGCCUUUGGAAUGAGUCUCACAGAAGUUGCUUCUUACACAUACAGAGCGACCCAGACUACAGAGCCUCAUCUGAUGAGUUACACUCACAGGAAAAACAAAAGCCAGUUUUACUUAGCAGUGUUGAAGAAUGAUGAAGCAAUAAAAUGAUCAAUUUUAUUAAACCUC